UGUGUGUGUGUGUGUGUGUAGGACCGGCUGUCCUCUCUAGGUAUCUCCUACGUUCUGAGCGUGAGUCGCUGCAGCCCUCAGCCCUCCUUCCUGCCCGGAUCCAGAUACUUACGGAUUCCCAUCGAUGACUCCUUGAGGGACGAUCUUCUGCCCUGGAUCCCACAAGCACUACACUUCAUUGAUGCAGCCAUGUCUUCUGGGGCCUCUGUUUUGGUCCACUGUGCAGCAGGAAUCUCUCGCUCUCCAGCUCUGGCUGUAGCAUACAUCAUGUUCCACCUGGACCUGGACCUGGACCGGGCCUACAGGUUUGUGAAAGAACGUCGUCCUUCAAUUUCUCCAAACUUCAACUUCCUGGGCCAGCUGCAGCACUUCCAGAAGACACUGAACCAGAGGUCUGCUCAUAGUGGGGACUUCUUCUCCCAAUGGGAGGACAACCAGCUGUCCCUCGGUCCCAGGUCCAACUCCAACUCCUCCACCCUUCACGAGGUCAUUGGUGCCUCAUCGCAGCAGACUGACCCAACCCACCAGAGACUUUCAGACAAGAGCGGUGCCGGGCUGCAGAACCCGUGGACUCGGAACCCCUGUGAGAUCAUUAAACCCGUACAACUACAACUCCCAUCAGGCCCUGCUUCUCUGUUAGAGAAAAGGAAAAGCCUCACUCUCUCUCUCACUCCCCUGGGAGUUCCUGCCCCCUCUUUGGCUGCCCCCUCGGCUCCAGAAGCUGCCUGUCUCCACAGCUGGGAGGCAAGAGGAAAGCCCAAGGCAAAGGCCCAGAGCAGCAACACCUCCUGCAGGCCAGCAGAGGACUCCCAAACGAAGCAGGGCCUGCUGUCCCCCCUCAGCAUCACCCUGAACAAACUGUUGGACUGGGGGGAGAGGCUGGUGUUGGGAGGGAUGGUUGUCCCCUCUGUGAGGAUGGGACAGCCUGCGCUGUCAUACAGGUGCUGAGGGGGAGGGGGGCUGAGUCGUUUCCCUACAUGCUUGUCACACCAAACCCUGUAUGUGGCUGAAGAAACUCUCCUUAUUUAUUUAUUUAUUUAUUUACUUACUAAUGUGACAGCGAGAGCUCCAGGUAGAUGUUUCUCCUCCACAGCCUGGUGGGCUUGUGUUCCCUCUGAGAAGUAGCUGCUGGAAUUCAGCAAAGUCUUCAAGGGGCAGUGGACUUUCAGCCCACGUCUACCUUACUGUUGAAUAUUGGCAGCCCGGGGUGUCAAAAGCAGUGGUUCCCAACCAGGGGGCCGCGUUCCCCUAGUGGUCCGUGAGAACAUUACAGGGGGUAUGCAGGAAAAUAAUAUUUCACUACCUAGACGAUGACAGCAUUCGCUGUGCCCUGGUGAAAAAUGAAUAUUGGUCUGGAAUGUGUUAUGCUUGAUUAUAAUGCCAAUAAAGUAAUGCACAGUAA
Molecule: messenger RNA, 1402 nt
Organism: Nothobranchius furzeri (turquoise killifish)
Lineage: Eukaryota; Metazoa; Chordata; Actinopteri; Cyprinodontiformes; Nothobranchiidae
Source: RefSeq, a predicted model, not a curated record